UAUUGUGAUACAUUAAAAUCAGUUUGCAAUUCUUUCGGAAAUAUGCAAUUUUGAUCGAUGAAGUCGAUGGAUUUAUACAAAGAAUUGAUUGAAAUAGAUUACAUACUUUAAAUUUUAAAGUUUAAAAUAAUAGAAAAAUAUACAAAAUGUAAAAAAAUUAGUAGUGCAUGCAUCACUUAGUGGAACAUGAACUAAAGAAAAGAAACAUAGUACUGCAACAUCUAAUAUUAAAGAAUGUUUCACAGAAUAUUCUUUAGAAGAUAAAGUUGAAGCUUUAAAAAACAUGCUCUCUUAUAAUGAAAAACAUGGACAAAUUGGACCAUCAUAUACAAAUAAAAUAUGUAAUUUAAAAAAAACAACUGGUAUCAAAGAAUGCUUACAAGGAAAUGAAGAAACACCAUUUCAAACACUUAUUUCAGAACUAAGAAAUACUGUAAUGAAUAGUUAUUGGAAUAAAGAAAUUGGAAAAACACGUUAUCAAGUUCCAAACCUUCCUAUAGGAUUAAAUCCACUGGACACAACUUUUGGGAAAAAAAUUAAGUCUGUUUUUAUUAAUUCUGUAGAAGCAACUGUGGCUGAACUUCUUAAAGAAAAAGUGGAUAAAAAUAAUAUAUUAGAGCAAGAUAUUUUAGAGAUGUAUAAAAAAAGUCACAACAGUUAUUUGCCUGCAGAACAAAUUAAAAGACGUUACAAAAAACCUUUUGAUCAAAAUUUAUAUUUUGGAAAACCAACUAAUACUAGUACAGAAGGUGCUCGAGUAAAGAAACUUUUAACAUGGGUUAUUACUGAUGUCAAUAAAAUAAUUAAUUCCGAGUUAGAUGAUUUUAUAGAAGAUUCACGUUCUGAUAUCAAAGAAGUAAGAAAUUUGAAAAAUACACAUAUAUGUACAAACGUAGUAUCCAGUAAAAUAAAUGAAAAAAAAGGAGAGAACAUACAGAGUAUUUUAAAUGAAUGUUCCCCAAAUAAUGAUCAGAAGAUAAUGCAAUACAACUACUUAGAGUACAUAAAUAGUUUACGUCAAAGACUUAAAAAACGUGUUCCAGAAAUUCCAUUUGCCGAUGUUUUUGAAGAUUUAGUUAAUCUUGAUAAAGAUUACACAGAAAUAUUACCAGAAAAUGAAGUCUUUCCUGUAUUAGCUAAAUAUAAAAUAUAUGUAAAUGAAAUACUUUUAAUGCCAUUAUUGGAUCUUCUUCAAAUACGCAAAGGGAAAAAUGUGAAGUACACUGCAUUAUUAAAUCUUUUAAAUUGGAAAUAUGAUUUUCCUACAUUACCAAAAAUAGAGAAAACACCUAUAGAAUGCCAAAAUUAUAGUACUACAUAUAAUGAAACAAUAGGGAAUAUAGAAGAAAAAAGUAUUAUAAAUGUUUCUGCAGCUGGGAUUCCAUCUAAUAUCACAGGAGAAAAAACUACUGCCUUCAAUCUAAUAUUCCCAAAUAUUUUCACAAGAUAUGGUCUUAGUAAUUUGGAUCUUUCUAAAGUUCGAAGUAAAGAAGAAAUGAAAAGUAUUUUUGAGAGGAUUGGAAUUCAAUUUCCCAAUGACAAUUUUGAUUUAGUUUGGGAAGAAGAAUUUAAAAAAAGUGGUAAUGGCAAUCUGUCUAUAGAAACUUUUAGACACCUAUUUGAUCAAUAUAACUAUUAAAUUAGUAAUGAAACUUAUUAGCACCUGUAACCUGUUAUUAAAAAUUCAAUGUUUAAUUAUCA
Megachile rotundata (alfalfa leafcutting bee) is the source of this 1701-nucleotide messenger RNA. RefSeq names its product EF-hand domain-containing family member B. NCBI's taxonomy places the organism in Eukaryota, Metazoa, Arthropoda, Insecta, Hymenoptera, Megachilidae. The record is from RefSeq and is a predicted model, not a curated record.